UGCUGCCAACCGCUCGGUGCACACACUGGUCAAAGUGUCAUGGAACCUUUACGUUUUAUGUCUCCAAAUGGCGGCUUUUAAACCAGGAUAGACUUCUUUUUAUGUUCAGGGAACAGACAGAGAGACACUAUGGAUUCUGGUCAGGGGAAGGACAGCAUAAUGCUGACAUUAUUUGCUGUUAUCUGCGUUUCUUUUGGGUUCUUCAACCAAGCUCACGCCCAGCUGCCUGCUAGUAAAGCAUACUUCAACGGUACAUCCAACGUUACAGUCAACACUGUACUGGACUUUCAAACGUCACCAGGAACGUGGCUUAAUUUCAGAACUUGUUACUCAGGAGAAAUCCUGACCCAAACUGGUUCCAAUGGAGACUCAUUCACCCUCUCCAUCAACCCCAGCGGGUUUCUCCAAGCCGACUGGACGGUUGGAAUGCUUUCAAAAUCUGUGGAUGUGGGACCGAACUACGCAACCAAUUCGGGAUGGGUACUUUUAAAAUUGCAAUACACACUCGGGAGCAUCCAGCUUUCGGUCGGUAACAACGUGACGACGUUAGCCACCACGACGUUAAACAGUGAACUUCUUGCGAUUGAUUUGUCCGGUGGAAGCAGGGUUAUUUUAGGGAGGAACUUUGACGGGUGCAUUGAGCAGGUUACUGGGUUACUGCUUGAUAAUGCGGAGAGUUGGAACAAUGUGGAGUGGGGGGCGUGUCCGUUAGAAACGCAACAAGGGUGUAACCCGCCAGAGCUCAAUCCAUGCUAUAGCCAUCCGUGCAAAAACCAGGGUGUUUGUUCUAGCAACGCUCAAACACCGAACGGAUUCACGUGCCAAUGCACGGCCCGUUACACCGGUGAUCGUUGUGAGUUGGACACAGGACCAUUGUGUCUGAACCCACAGUAUAGUCUGGAUUGCUUGAAUGAUGGGAUAUGCAAGGAGGACGACAUCGGCAACUCCACAUUCUGCGUGUGUACCUUACCGUACGAGGGCCCGCUGUGUGAAUUCAACAAGACGUUUGCGUGUUCUCCUGAUGCGUGCAUGAACAAUGCGACGUGUACUGAAGACCCAAACGGCAUCAGCUGUUUAUGUGUACCAGGCUUUAGUGGUGAUAACUGUGCCAUCAGCAUUGAUGAAUGCAGGGUCAAUCUCUGCCUAAACAACGCUCGCUGCAUCGACGGAAUCGACUCCUACACCUGUAACUGCACGGGUACCGGCUACACUGGUACCUUCUGCUCUGAAACCGUCAAUGAGUGCGACGCUCGACCCUGCUUGAACAACGCUGCCUGCGUGGAGUUAUCAGGGAGCUUUGCUUGUGUUUGUUUGCCUGGCUGGACUGGGGAUGUAUGUGGAGUUGAGAUCGAUGAAUGUGUGUCCGACCCUUGCCAGAAUGGGGGAAGUUGCUCGGAGCUGUUCAAUAGCUACAUUUGUCAGUGCGUGGGCGGCUUUGGUGGUACAAACUGUGAGACAAACAUUGACGAUUGCGCUGGCGUAACCUGCCCAGACACAUUUACAUGUGUGGAUGGAAUCAAUAUGUACACGUGUGAAUGCCAACCUGGCAAAGUCAAUUCAUCUGGUGUAUGUAUAGACUACGAUGAGUGCUCAGUCCAACCAUGCGUCAAUGGAGAUUGCGUCAACGGAGACAAUAUGUAUGAAUGCAACUGCUUCCCCGGCUUUAAUGGAACCAACUGUGAACUAAAUAUUGAUGAAUGUUUCUCAUCACCAUGCCUCAUGGGAUCCACCUGUAAUGAUAAUGAUAACAGCUUCAACUGCACCUGCCUGCCUGGUUAUGAUGGAACGCUAUGUGAUAAUAACAUAGAUGAUUGUUUGAUGGAUCUAUGUCAGAAUGGAGCAACUUGUGUAGAUGGUAUUAACAGCUAUACCUGUACCUGCGUACCUGGCUAUGACGGUGACACGUGUGACAAUGACAUCAAUGAGUGCCUCCCUGACCCCUGUAAGAACAAUGCCACGUGCAAUGACAUGCUCAAUGAUUAUGAAUGUAGCUGUAUCCCUGGAUUUAUUGAUAAGAAUUGUUCAACCGACUAUAACGAAUGUGAAUCAAAUCCAUGUCAGAACAGCGCCCGCUGUGAAGAUCUGUUGAAUGCAUUCUUGUGCGUCUGCACCAUUGAUUACAUGGGCGAGACUUGCGAUAUAAUGUACGACGCUUGCGUGGCCGAGACCCCGUGCCAGAAUGGCGCCACCUGUGUCACACCUCAACCACUCCCUUCUUUCACUUACACCUGUCAAUGCGUUCCUGGUUUCAACGGCACAGACUGUGAAUUCAACAUCGACGACUGCGUGAAUCAUGAUUGUAACGCCACAGCAGGCCUGACCUGUUUCGAUGAGGUUAAUGGUUUUAGAUGUGCGUGCCCUAUCGGGUUUGAAGGUCCACUCUGCGCGACUGAAACAGACGAGUGUCAUUCAAAUCCCUGUAUGAACUCGGGCGUCUGCAAUGAUUUCAUUGGGUUUUUCAACUGUACAUGUGCCCCUGGGUUUACAGGAGACCUCUGUGAAGUUGACAUUGAUGAUUGUGAACCCAAACCAUGUCUCAACGGGGCGGUAUGUCAAGAUAGAGUCGAUGGAUAUCAGUGUUUCUGCGUACCCGGGUUCUCCGGAAGCGACUGUGAGAUAUUCAUAGACGAAUGCGACUCCGAUCCGUGUCAAAAUGGCGCAACAUGCGUCGACGGUAUCUUAGAUGUGAAUUGUACCUGCGUCUUGGGCUUUGAGGGGAAAUUCUGUGAGAUUAACAUCGAUGAGUGCGAGUCCAACCCGUGUGAGAAUAACUCCACAUGUAAUGAUGGAGUGAAUGAGUUUGAUUGUACAUGUACACCAGGCUUCGCCGGUACACUGUGUGAGAUAGACAUUGAUGAAUGCGCCGUCCAACCAUGCAAUACAGGCAUCUGCACUGACGCUGUUAACGGCUACACCUGUGACUGCGCGGAUACUGGCUAUAAGGGAAUCAAUUGUGAGAAUGACAUCGAUGAUUGCGCAUCUACUCCUUGCCUUAACGAAGGAACGUGUGUUGACGGAGUUAAGAUAAUCACCUGCUAUUGCCAUGAGGGGUAUGAUGGGGUGAACUGCGAGAAUGAUAUCAAUGAAUGUCUGAGUGGACCAUGCGUUAAUGGAGGACAGUGUCUACAGAAAUCUGAUCAGAGUCUGUACGGUAAGAACGAUCCCCUGUUCCCCGGAGCUUUCAACUACUCCGACGCUAGCGGGUUUAAAUGCAGAUGUUUGGCUGGAUACGAAGGUGAUUUGUGUGAGAUUAACAUCGACGAAUGUGCUUCAGGGCCCUGUCUUAACGGUGCGACAUGCAACGAUGGCGUCAACGGUUAUAUCUGCGUUUGUGCCGGCGGCUGGGAAGGUGUUGACUGCAGCAUCGAGAUUGAUGAAUGUGAACCGGCACCGUGUAAGAAUGGUGCCUCGUGCACUGAUCUCAUUAAUGAUUAUGACUGCACCUGCACUCACCAGUACGGUGGUAAGAACUGCGCUGUGGAACUCAUAGGGUGUAUCGAUAAUACAGAUUGCGCAAACGGCGCUACAUGUGUACCGGCUUACAAUGAUACUUCAGGAGUACAUUCCUUCACUUGUAUCUGUGAUGCAGGUUUUACCGGUAACCUUUGCACUGUCAUAACCUCAGCUGCUUUCGACACAGAAGGUGCCUUCUUGAGAGAUACGGGUACCAAUGGAAAAACGACUCUCGAUUACUCUCUGGCCUUACAGACCACCCUCCCUGAUGGAGUGCUUCUGUACACGGGUGAUAGUGAUCUGUACUUCCUGCUCGAGAUGUUCAACGGAGACUUGGUAUUGAAGUACGGCAACGGCAAAGAUGCUGCCAUAGAAAUCAACAACUUUGGGCAGAUUAUUAAUGACGGCGAGUACCAUACAGUUAAGGUCAUCAUCACUAGCUCCAGCAUAACUCUUUCAGUCACAGUCCACACGUCCACGCGGUCCCGCAGAGAUGCCACAUGCUCUGGGGGUAUUUGCCAACAAGUUGCUCCCAUACCUGAGAACUAUCAAGUCACGUUUGAUUCUAUGUACGUCGGCGGCGUCCCCAGCGAUACCGCCGACAAGGUCUCUGCACUCUCAAACUCUGGGAAGUUUUUCACAGGCUGCAUGCAGGACAUUAUAAAUGAGGAAACUGGUGGGUAUGUCUUGCCGGAGGCGUUGACCCGUGCGGCUCCAGCAGGGUGCGUCAGAGUGAAGCAAUGUGACCCAGAUCCAUGUAAUGCAAAUGGAGCUUGUACUGAUUUAUGGCUGAGUUUUUCCUGUGAUUGUUUCAUUGGAUAUGUUGGAGACGCCUGUGGUUAUAGUUUCAUACCCGGCACAUUCCGUUCUGAAGACACGGCAGUAAGCUACGCCGAGUUCACAGCUGACGGCACCCUCUCUACCAGCUACAGCUCCAUCAGCCUAGCGUUCCGAACACGAGAACCCAACGGUUUGAUCCUCUUCACUCGGGAUGCAUCCACCGAUAGCUUCAUCGCUGUUGAACUCGUCAAUCAACAGCUACAGGUUAAUCUAAAACAAAAUGGAAGCUCACAUCAGAUCAGUGCAGGAGACGGACUUUCCAAUGGUGACUAUAAUAAUGUGAUGCUGUCAGCCCAGGGAACUGAACUCACACUCAAAGUCAAUGAGUCCUCAAGCUCUACCCUAUUAACAAGCGGAGCAUCCGAGCCAGGCUACUCAGUUUUCAGUGUCGGCGGAGUGAGUGAUUUCACAAGCGUCCCCCCACCACUUGCCAUCACAACUGAUACUUAUUUCAAAGGAUGCCUUUGGGAUGUCAAAUACAACAACUACUCCCUUCAGUUUGAGCCGCUCAGCAUUCCAGACGUAAUCAUUCCAACCUUCCCGAUGACGACAAACACCAGCGUUCUGAUCAAUGGAUGCGAGAGUGACGACACAUGUAAAGAUUCACCGUGUGAGAACGGAGGAACUUGCCAGAUCACUUGGAAUGACUUUGAAUGUUUGUGUCCGACUGGGUUCGGCGGCAAGAACUGCUCGGAGUUGACCAUCUGUUCUGAAAACCCAUGCCCUGAUGGUGCUGAAUGUUUGGAUCUACCUGAUGGGCACGAAUGUGUUGUUGAAGCAACCUUCAAUGGAGACGACAGUUUCAUCAGCUACAGACCAAACAUCAGCGCAAUGAACGACCUGGAGACCAUCUCACUCCGAGCUCGUACCCUCUUCCCAGCAGGCAUCAUCUUCCAUUCCUCCAGCAGCAUCUUAGAUAACUUUGUCACCAUCUACCUCAUGGGUGGUAUGGUCGCUGUCCGUUUCAAUCUCGGUGAAUCGGGCGUGGUGCAAUCCUCAGUUGUUAUAAAUGAUGGUGACUGGCACGAUAUCGAAGUCAGAUUCACAAUGACCAGGGUUGAGGUUUCGGUCGACGGCAACAUCGUAGGUCAAAAUUACACUGCGUUAAACCCUCUCACCAAUGUCGUCCUCUCAGCAGAUAGCUCCAUCUUUGUCGCCGGUACAACCAUCUUCAACAGCGAGUACUUUAUCAAUUUUAGUACCUUUGAUGGCUGUCUCGAUGAGGUCCGUGUUGGUGGGAUGCUACUACCGUUCUUCGACCGAGAAACGAUCAACUCAACAAGUGUGGACCAGUUUGAGGCCAAUGUUCUUAAUGUUGUGUAUGGUUGCGACGGUGACCCGUUGAUUUGCGACUACAACCCCUGCUUCAAUCUAGGUACCUGUGUCCCGAAUUGGAAUACCUACUAUUGCUCUUGUAUCCUUGGCUUCGAGGGCGUUCACUGCAAGAUCGACAUCGACGAGUGUUCACCGGUACCAUGCGCAGCGGGAUCAACAUGUAUUGAUGAGAUUAAUAACUACACCUGUACGUGUCAACCUGGUUACGAGGGACGGGACUGUAGCAGUGAAAUCGAUGAGUGUGAUCCAGACCCAUGUCUCCAAGGUUCAGCGUGCCUUGAUGGAGUGGAUUUCUUUAACUGCACCUGUCUAGACGAGUACACUGGCAGGUUAUGUGAUGUUCUGAUCAAUGAGACAUGUGCCGGUAAUCCCUGCAAGAAUGGAGCAACGUGCCAAGACGCCAAUGGAUCAAGGCCUGCGUUUAUGUGUCAAUGCCCCAAGGGUUUUGACGGUUCCGACUGUGGUAAUGAAAUAAACUACUGCCUUUCCAGCGAGUGUACCAACGGAGCUACCUGUGACAAUGACGGAGAUAAUGAGGGAUUCACAUGCUACUGCCCUGAUGGAUAUAGUGGGAACUUCUGCCAGAUAAAUGAUAAUGAUUGUAAUGGUGUGACUUGCCAGAAUGGUGGAGCAUGUCAGGAUGGUGUGGAUGAGUUUACAUGUAAUUGCGCAUCAGGAUACGAGGGUCAGUUCUGCGAAACUAACAUCAAUGAGUGUGAUCCGGAUCCAUGUUACUUUGGAGCGACAUGUGAGGACUUGAUUGGGGAGUACAACUGCGUUUGCACUGAUAACUACGGGGGCCGAAAUUGUUCCAAUGAUAUUGACGAGUGCCAAAACGGCACUGCCCCAAUCUGCCUUAAUGGGGGCACCUGUAAUAACACCCAGGGCGGGUACACCUGUACCUGCCCUCCAGACACUUAUGGUUCCCGGUGCCAAUUCACCCCCUGUUCCCCCUCCCCCUGUGAAGAUCACGCCAACUGUUCCACCCAUCCUCCAGAGUCCUUUGUUUGCCAUUGUCCGUUUGGGUAUGAGGGGUUGACAUGCAGUGUGGCCAAUUGUUCCGGUGUGACUUGUGACAAUGGCGGCACUUGCCAGCUUGGUGAUGGGGGUGGUAGCUGGAUUUGCUCAUGCACUGAGUUUGUUACAGGCCCCAAGUGUCAGUACAGAGGCCCAUGUGCAACAGGUCAAGCCUGCGAGAACGGUGGUACGUGCCAGCAGACCUAUCUCAAUGACGGAAGCUUCAGCUUUCAGUGUCUCUGCCCAACUGGAUUCAAUGGCACCAACUGCGAGUUGGAGAUUAACUGGUGUGAUAGCAACCCAUGUCAGAACGAGGGCAGUAACUGCACUAGUACUAGAGAGACGUUUGUGUGCGUCUGCGGACCGGGAUGGGAAGGUACAUUCUGCGAAGUGAAGUUACCAGACUGUGCCAGCGGUGCAUGUCAGAAUAAUGCAACGUGCAAGGAUCUAGACUAUGGCUAUGAAUGUACCUGUGCUCCUGGUUACAGCGGGGAUGACUGCGAGACAAACAUCAAUGAGUGUCUAAGUAAUCCGUGUCUUAACAACGGCAGCUGUACUGAUGCUGUCAACAGUUUCUUGUGUGAUUGUAAUGGCAUUGGAUACGAUGGUCCCACUUGCUCCAUGGACAUAAACGAAUGUGACGCCACUCCCUGCCUGAACAACGGCACAUGUAAUAAUCAGCCUGGUAGCUACAAGUGUGAAUGUCAAGCGGGUUACGUCGGCAACACCUGCCUCUUGGAGGAUCCUUGUUUCUUCCUCAAACCCUGUAAGAAUCAAGCUUCAUGCGCUUAUUACAUCACACCGGAUGGUCUGACAAUUGAAUACGUUUGCUCAUGCGCUGACAACUAUGAAGAUAAAAACUGUGAUAAGUUCGUCGGUGAUCAGACCAACUGGGCUCUGAUUGGUGGAGUAACCGCAGGUGCCAUCGUCCUUCUGAUUGUCAUCAUCGUCCUUGGCGUCUUUCUCAUCAACGUCAAGAACAAGAGGGCAACAAGAGGGACGUACAGUCCCAGUCGGCAGGAGAUCUCAGGCUCCAGGGUGGAGAUGGAUAAUAUUCUCAAGCUACCCAACGAGGAAAGACUUAUUUAAAUAUUCAUAGAUUGUUUUGAACUUGUGAAGGGAUAUCGACAGUGUGUGAAUGUAAGUGUUUGAUUUUUAUUAUAAAUCUUCGUUGUGGAGUGGAAGCCGUUGUCAACGCCACUUCAUCAGACGUAGCCAUGAAUCAUUUGGUCGAUAAGCCAAUCUCAUACCGUCAUUUUAGUUGAUCAUUUGAAUGCUGCUAAUGUCUUGUUGGGUUCCUUUGUUGCUAUUCCUAUCAAUAUCUCAAAUGUUGCAGUAACCACUGCCUCUAGCUACUAGGCAAUCUCGGUGGUAAAAUAUCAGCUCUAUAUUGGCAGUAGUUGAGUAAUUUUACUUUUAAUGGACGCAUCCCAUCAAUUUUUAACGGAUUUUUAUGAUCCAUGUCAAAAAGUGAAAUUUUUAAAAGACUUUUUUUCAGAGGGUAUUAUGAUUUACUCCAGAUUUCUUGUUUUAAAGAUUAAUAACAAUUUUAAAAGGAUGUUUAGAAUUUCAAAUGGCAAAAUAUUGGAACCUAGACUGUGAAGGAAGAUCUUUACUUUUUCAGAAAUGUUCACUUUGCAUUUCGCUUGGGUUGAAAUUAGGAAUCAACUUAGUGCCUCGUGGGUUUUGCAUUUGUGUGGUUUUAACAAAUUUGUCUUCAGUUUGUCUAGCUGCGUAUUUUGUACUGGUUUUAGACGAUGCUUUUUAUUGCAAGUUAGAUUGCAAAUCUGCCUGCAGCAUAGAAUGUGCCUUUUUCACCGUCCAAAAUCUGCCAACAAGAAGCGAAAAAACACACAAAUUUACGCAAUAAUAAUGAACUUUUACUCAAUGUAAAUAUAUUUAUAUAUGUAUAUUAAACACCUGUUCUCGCGCAUAAUGCUUUUUCCAAUUUUUAAAACGUUGGUUUUAACUGAUUAAUUCCUAUCAACUCACUCCUGUUUCGCUUUUUUUUU
Asterias rubens (European starfish) is the source of this 8657-nucleotide messenger RNA. RefSeq names its product protein crumbs-like. The record is from RefSeq and is a predicted model, not a curated record. The transcript is spliced from 21 exons. Gene Ontology annotation, biological process: establishment or maintenance of epithelial cell apical/basal polarity; heterophilic cell-cell adhesion; Notch signaling pathway. Gene Ontology annotation, molecular function: Notch binding; calcium ion binding. Lineage: Eukaryota; Metazoa; Echinodermata; Asteroidea; Forcipulatida; Asteriidae. Gene Ontology annotation, cellular component: plasma membrane; protein-containing complex. The coding region runs from base 130 to 7734 and encodes 2534 amino acids.